AGUCCGUGCAAAAAUAUACAGAAUAAAAAAGAAUCAGCUUUAAUAAGCCUGUGUCAAAUUUUAACUCCUCCAAAUAAAAGUGAAAUUAAUUAAAUAAAUUAAUUCAAUUAAAACUUUAAUUCAAAUAUAAAUAAAACUAUUAUGGAUAAGGUAAAUGAACUUAAGGAAAAAGGUAACAAAGCCUUAAAUGCAGAAAAUUUUGCUGAGGCUAUAGCCGCAUACACAGAAGCCAUUGGUCUAGAUGGCUCAAAUCAUGUUUUAUACAGUAACCGUUCUGCUGCCUUUGCAAAAGCCGGACAGUUUGCCGAAGCUCUGGAUGAUGCCGAGAAAACUAUAUCAUUGAAUCCCUCUUGGGCCAAGGGUUAUUCACGUAAAGGUGCAGCUGCGUCAGGUUUAGGAGAUUUUAUGAAAGCAUUUGAGGCUUACAACGAAGGUCUCAAAUAUGAUCCUUCAAAUGCUAUACUGCUGCAGGGACGUCAAGAAGUCACUGCCGCCGUAUUGCAACAUAUGCAACAGCAAGGCAUGGGAACGCCCAUGGAUGUAGAUCCACCUACAACCAAAUCAACUAGCUCAAAAUCAGAAGGUCAGAAAAACCCCGAACCCGCAAAGCCAGCUGAACCAAAUGUGGAUGAAAUGACCGAAGAUGAACGUAAAAAAUAUUUGGCUAAAAAAGAAAAAGAAGCUGGUAAUGCAGCUUAUAAGAAAAAGGAUUUCGAAGUAGCUCUUAAACACUAUAACGCUGCUUUAGAAUUAGAUCCUACAGAUAUUACAUACUACAACAAUAUUGCCGCUGUACAUUUCGAACGUAAAGAGUUUGAAGAAUGUAUUAAAACCUGUGAAAAGGGUAUUGAAAUCGGCCGUGAAAAUCGUGCUGAUUUCAAACUGAUUGGUAAGGCCUUUGCACGUAUUGGUAAUUCGUAUAGGAAAAUGGAAGAUUAUCACAAAGCUAAGACCUACUAUGAAAAAGCCAUGUCCGAACAUCGUACGCCUGAGGUGAAAACUUCGCUGAGCGAAGUAGAAAAGAAAAUUAAGGAAUUAGAACGAAAGGCCUAUAUCGAUCCAUCGAAAGCCGAAGAAGAAAAGGAAAUGGGUAAUGAAUUGUUUAAAAAGGGAGACUACAGCACUGCCGUUAAACAUUAUUCCGAAGCCAUUCGACGCAAUCCCGAUGAUCCUAAAUUGUACAGUAAUCGGGCGGCUUGUUAUACCAAGUUGGCAGCCUUCGAUCUGGGCUUAGAGGACUGCGAAAUGUGUAUUAAAUUGGAUGAUAAAUUCAUUAAGGGCUACAUACGUAAGGGUAAAAUUUUGCAAGGCAUGCAAAAGAACUCAAAAGCAUCGGCAGCAUUCCAAAAAGCCUUAGAAUUGGAUGCUAAUAAUGCUGAGGCGUUAGAAGGUUAUCGUGCUUGUGCUCUUAAUUUGCAGCGCAAUCCCCAAGAGGUGUUGAAGAAUGCUAUGAAUGAUCCUGAGGUGCAACAAAUUCUGAAAGAUCCCGCUAUGCGUUUGAUAUUGGAGCAAAUGCAAAACGAUCCAAAUGCAGUUAAAGAACAUUUACAAAAUCCUGCGAUAGCUGACAAGAUAAUGAAGCUAAUGGAAUCCGGUGUUAUACAAAUUCAUUAAAAGUCCAUUAUUAAAAUAUCAAAUUUCCAAAAAAAGCACUUUGCUGAAAAAACAUAAAAUACAAUAAUAACAAAACAACUCCAUCUUUAAAACAAAUAGAAUUUGUUUACAAAAUUCAACGUUUUUUUGAUUUCAAGACCAAAAGUUAUUUAAUUUUGUUUCUUUUUUUUCUAAAUUAUGUUACAACAAACAUGUUUAAAUUUGAUUAUUUUUCUAUAAUUUUUAUAAAAUUUUUUAAGAUAAUUUUUAAGUAGGGUAUUUCGAAUUCCAAUACAAUACAAAACAAAAAAGGCUCGUUCUACCGAAUAAUUUUGAUAUUUAUUUGUGGUAUUUUUUUUAUUUGCUUAAUUAAUAAUUUCGACAUUUCUGGGAAUUUGUUUUUACACUAAUAAGCUUAUCAAAAAUACUACAAACAAAAGAAAUACUGCUUUAAACUUACAAACAAAAGAACAACAAAUCUACUUAAUACUAAAACCUACACAUUAACAAUAAAGAUAUUGUUUAAUUAUAAAUAUAUAUAUUAAAGAAACUACAAUAAACUAUUUCACAAGUGAAAAAUAUAUAUAAA
This is a messenger RNA of Calliphora vicina (urban bluebottle blowfly), 2182 nucleotides long. It is a transcript of the gene Stip1, whose product is annotated as Stress-induced phosphoprotein 1. The transcript is spliced from 4 exons. Lineage: Eukaryota; Metazoa; Arthropoda; Insecta; Diptera; Calliphoridae. Gene Ontology annotation, molecular function: Hsp90 protein binding. The coding region runs from base 142 to 1614 and encodes 490 amino acids. The record is from RefSeq and is a predicted model, not a curated record.